AUGACCUUGUCAUCUUGCUCGAUACUGGUUCUCGGAGGCGUUGGCUUUGUUGGCCGUCAUUUCGUUCACUACAUUGUUCAAAACAGCCUUGCAAAGCAUGUCUGCGUCGUUGACAAGGUGCUACCACAAACCGCCUACUUGUCUCCAGCACAUCAAGCGUCGUUUGACAAGGUGGAAUUCCGUCAGGGAAACUUGAUCAAUCCAGACUCGGUUGCCAAGUGCUUUACCAAGAGCGACGGUGGUGAAUAUGAUUUCGUGUUUAACUUUGCUGCAGAGACCAAGUACUCGCAAGCACCCGAGGUGUAUCAAGAGAGAAUCUAUCAAUUGUCUGUCAAUUGCGCAAAGGAAGCUGCCAAGCGUAACGUGAAAGCCUAUGUCGUACUCUCAUCAUCCGAAAUUUACGAUAGUGAUCAGGGCGCUUCCACAGAAGAUGGAUCGAUCAAGCCAUGGACCGCCAUUGCAAAGUACAAAUACAAGGCCGAGCAAGAAUUGAGCAAGAUGGAUGGAUUGAAUCUCAUUAUUCUACGACCCGCAUUGGUGUAUGGUCCCGGCGCAUUAUUAGGAUUGACACCACGCCUUAUCAUUGGACGCGUUUACCAGUACCUUAACGAGGAGAUGAAGCUCUUAUGGUCAAAGGACUUGAAACUCAACACUGUGCAUGUGGAUGAUGUUGUGCGUGCAAGUUGGCAUGUGGCUGUUUGGUAUGCUGAGAAUCACAAGGAGGGUGACAAGGUCCCAGUGUUCAAUUUGGCUGAUAAGCAAGAUACCGACCAGGAAACGAUCAAUGAGCUAUUGCAAUCCAUUUUUGGGAUCAAGACAGGAUACUAUGGAAGUGCCAUCUCAAGCUUUGCCAAGCUCAACCUUUCCUCGGUAACGGAAGAGGUGAAUGAAAAGCAUUUAGCACCUUGGGCCAAGUUGUUGAAGGAGUCCAACAUCCUGACAUCGCCAUUAUCACCCUACCUGGAUGAGGAGCUUUUGUACAAUAAUGCCCUUUCGGUGAAUGGUACCAAGAUUGAACGCGACACUGGAUUUACAUAUACCGUUCCUUACCUUACAAAGGAAAGACUUGUCGAGAUUGUCGAUUAUUACAAGGCGCUUGACGUAUGGCCUGCCGACAACAAAUAA
This is a messenger RNA of Lichtheimia ornata, 1125 nucleotides long. RefSeq lists its product as uncharacterized. The transcript has 8 exons. The coding region runs from base 1 to 1125 and encodes 374 amino acids. The record is from RefSeq and is a predicted model, not a curated record. NCBI's taxonomy places the organism in Eukaryota, Fungi, Mucoromycota, Mucoromycetes, Mucorales, Lichtheimiaceae.